This is a messenger RNA of Pteropus alecto (black flying fox), 2342 nucleotides long. It is a transcript of the gene SNAPC3, whose product is annotated as small nuclear RNA activating complex polypeptide 3. NCBI's taxonomy places the organism in Eukaryota, Metazoa, Chordata, Mammalia, Chiroptera, Pteropodidae. The transcript is spliced from 9 exons. Gene Ontology annotation, biological process: snRNA transcription by RNA polymerase III; snRNA transcription by RNA polymerase II. Gene Ontology annotation, molecular function: core promoter sequence-specific DNA binding; RNA polymerase III type 3 promoter sequence-specific DNA binding; RNA polymerase II cis-regulatory region sequence-specific DNA binding. Gene Ontology annotation, cellular component: snRNA-activating protein complex. The record is from RefSeq and is a predicted model, not a curated record. The coding region runs from base 46 to 1284 and encodes 412 amino acids.
AGGCCUUGAUCGUUCGGCUUUUGUAGGGAAGGGAGCAGGACGAACAUGGCUGAAGGCAGCCGGGGCGUCCCAACGUGCAGUGGGGUGGGCGGCAGGCAGGACACGAUCCCCAGCAGCGGCGGCUGCAACUUUCCAGAGUACGAGCUUCCCGAUCUAAACACGCGCGUUUUCCACGUGGGCGCCUUCGGGGAGCUGUGGCGUGGCCGGCUGCGUGGACAAGGGGACUUGUCGCUAAAGGAGCUGCCCGCAUCCGCGCUGCCUGGGCUCGGCGGGGUCGCCGACUCCGGCCGGGAGGAUGCCGCGGUGGCCCGGGAUCUGGGCUGCAGCCUGGAGGCGGCGGCCGAACUGAGGACAAUCUGUGGCCUUGAUAAACUGAAGUGCCUUAAGGAAGGCGAGGAUCCGGAAGUCGUCCCAGAGGAUACUGACCUAGUGACUUUGGGAGUAAGAAAGAAACUUUUGGAACAUCGGGAAGAAACCAUAACGAUAGAUCGUGUCUGCAGACAAGAAACAUUUGCUUACGAAAUGGAGUCACAUGCCAUAGGGAAAAAGCCUGAAAAUCCAGCAGACAUGAUUGAAGAAGGGGAGCUUAUCCUAUCUGUGAAUAUUUUGUAUCCUGUUAUAUUUCAUAAGCACAAAGAACACAAACCAUACCAGACAAUACUGGUAUUGGGCAGUCAAAAACUCACGGAACUAAGGGAUUCAAUUUGCUGUGUCAGUGACCUCCAGAUUGGUGGGGAAUUCAGCAGCACUCCUGACCAAGCCCCUGAGCACAUCAGCAAAGAUCUAUACAAAUCAGCCUUCUUUUAUUUUGAAGGAACAUUUUACAAUGAUAAAAGAUACCCUGAGUGCAGAGAUUUGAGCAGAACUAUCAUUGAGUGGUCAGAGUCCCAUGAUAGAGGCUAUGGAAAGUUUCAGACUGCUAAAAUGGAAGAUUUCACAUUCAAUGACUUGUAUAUUAAACUGGGUUUUCCCUACUUGUACUGUCACCAGGGAGACUGUGAACAUGUUGUUGUCAUUACCGACAUAAGACUUGUGCAUCGUGAUGACUGCUUGGAUAGGACACUUUACCCCCUUCUUAUCAAGAAGCACUGGCUAUGGACCAGAAAAUGUUUUGUUUGUAAAAUGUACACAGCCAGAUGGGUGACGAACAAUGACAGUUUUGCACCAGAGGACCCAUGUUUCUUUUGUGAUGUUUGCUUCCGAAUGCUCCACUAUGAUUCAGAAGGCAACAAACUGGGGGAAUUCCUUGCUUAUCCUUAUGUUGAUCCUGGAACCUUUAAUUAAUAACCAGCAACAAAAAGUGAAAUAACUGUCCUCUUGGAUGGUUACUUUAUUUCCAAUGCCAGAGGACCAGGGUCAACCUGAAACAACCAACUAAAGUUAUCUAACCCCCCCCCCCAAUUCAAAUCACACAUUUUCUUACAAAGUAACUUGAUUGUAUUUAAAUGAUUAGAAAUAUAUUAUUUUGAAGUAUAAUCUUUAUGUAGUGCUUUUAGCCCAUUUUUAAGUAUGUUGUUUAUCUGAGUUGUAGAGUGCUUUUAUAGUCUGAAUACAAAUCGUUUGUCAGGUACAUGUAUUCUGAUUUUCUCCCAGUCUUUGGCUUGCCUAUUCCUUGUGUCCAGAAUGAUUUUUGCUAAUGAUUAUUAGCAAAAUUCAGUUACUGAUACAUCAAGCACUGGAAGUGUUUUGAAAAUUCUUUGAAGAAUGUGAGCUACACCAUGUACCAUGAGGCUUCCAAGGUAAAGAUCUUUCAAAUAUCUAAUAAAAAUGAGUCCAAGAAAAGUAGAUUUAAUAAAUAUUAAUAGCUAUUAUGUAAUUUAAUCUCAUAGUGGGCUCUUACGUUUUGGUAGAAAUGAGGCACUAAACAUUUUAGUGAGACUCACUGCAUAAUGAAUGUAAGAAGAUCUUGGAAAUAUACUCAUCUUUACAGAAGUAACAUUUAAAUGAAGCUUCAUUUCUUGACUUUUUGUAAAUCAAAAUAUAACCAGGGAGAUAUGGGAAAUCAAGAUCCUAUGAAUUGCUAGCUAGCUCUGGCUCACUUAUUCUUGGGCAAUUAUAUCCAGUAUUCUAAAUGCAAAAACAACAAAAACAAAAAACACCACUAAAGUUUUUCUGGCCCAGCUCUUCAUUCUUUGGCUCCCUUACUAUGGUGAUCCUAUUUAUUGUCUUGUCUUAUUCUGGGCCAAAGCACAACUAUAAAAUUUCAAGGUCUAGAGAGCAUCAGGGAGUAUUGUAGCUUAUGUAUACUAAAAUGUUUUCUGGGAAACUUUUUUGGUGAAAAAUUUAAUUCUGUAUUUCUGUUUAAGACUUAUAGAAAUGCUAUAAAAUGGUUCACUUUUAAA